AUGGCACCUACGCCGCGCAAAUCCUACCCAGCCCUGGGCAUUGAGCUUGAGGGCCAGGGAACCGCCUUCUAUCCUGGAGAUACCAUCAUUGGAAAGAUUCACCGAAGGGCGCCCAUAGUCUCCGCUGAAGCUCGGAUUGAUCUCGCGUUUCAUGGGCGAACCAAAUCCAAAAUGGUCGUGAAGAGAGGCGACAAUCGUCACACAUAUCGCGGCCGCUUCACGCUUCUCCACCAAACUCAGAGUGUUUUCGCUGGCCCUGUGCAUAUCCCAGAAGGCAAUCCCAAUCAGCAAGAGUGGCCCUUUGCACUUCAGAUACCUCAGAACAUCGACGCACGCCUUUUCCCCCAGCAGUACGAUGCAAAGCAAUCCUUUAUACCAAUAGAUCCUGCGUACGUUGGCGACCAACCACUUCCAGCCUCCUUCUACAGCGGCUGGGGCAGUAGAGAGGGCUUCAUCGAGUAUUACAUCGAGGCCACCCUUCGCUUUCAGAGAAAGGGGUCUUGGGAUGAGAUGACCGCCACGAUGCCCAUCCACAUCUUGGCCUUCAACCCGAACCCUCCAAUUGUUGAUUUUCAUCUACAGUGUAUUGCUCGCCCGGGGUCGGUCUGCACGCAACGCCUCGUCCCUGGAAUGGAAAAUGCGGAGCUUUCAAAGACAGAAAAGAUGAAAAAGUUCUUUGGCACCAAGUCAGUACCGGCAUUCUUCUUCAAGCUGGACGUGAGCGUGCCGUCUGUAAUACAGCUUGGCCAUUAUCCGAUCCCCGUCUUGAUGCGAUUGACACCAAACUGGCCAAAUACUAGCGAGAUCAUCCGGAACGUGCAACAAAAGCCGAAUCUUAUCUCUUUCAAAGCCACGCUCGAGUCCUGGUGUGACAUCAGGUGCGAUGGCUAUUUCCGCGCGCACGAGACGGACUGGAAGGAGAAGUUGGAUCUGCAGAGCGAGGCAUACGGAGGCCGUAGAGUCACCGUGGAGAUCCCAUGUUCUGACAAGGCAUCGCGUAUAGACGUUGGCAAGGCACUUAAUUUACGAAUCGGCGGGCAUACGGGCACGAGUUCGGCUUUUCAUGACUUUACCACGUUCAAUGUCAGCCUCAGUCAUCAGUUGUCAUGGACUGCCAAAUGUGAGAUUGCCGGUGAGGACUGGACCAUUCACGGGUCGCAACCGGUCAAGGUUUUGCCGCAAACCAGCGACGGGAGACCGGGAGGUUUUACACAAUCACAGUCUGCCACAGCCCAGAUGGCAGAGUCAUGGAUGGUACCGCCUGCUGAGGUGGAGCCUCCGCCGACGUUUGCAGAGGUUGAGAGGGAUGAUAAGAAGCAAAGAAAUGCUAAGACAUCGGGCGAAGGAGUUGGGAGUUCAAGCAGGAGCGGGCAAGGAAACUUGGAUGAUUUUGGCUAUCCCAAAGAAAAGCGAUAA
This is a messenger RNA of Clonostachys solani, 1416 nucleotides long. NCBI's taxonomy places the organism in Eukaryota, Fungi, Ascomycota, Sordariomycetes, Hypocreales, Bionectriaceae. The record is from the annotation of a GenBank genome assembly.